AUGACCACGAGAACCGUCCGCUUACCAACUGAUCUUCUUCCCCUCGACCCUGCCGGUCGAGACCGCACCGGCGUCGUCGCCGGCCUCCUGCAGAGCCUCGCCGACACCGCACCCGACGACGUUGUCCUCGACUACAUGCUAUCGCGCCUCGGCACCGAGAGCGCGCGCGAGAAGCUCGGCGGCUUCGCCAUGGCUAGCCUGGGCGUCUCGGACCCGGAGACGCCGGGCUUCUGGAAUCUCGUCAGCUUGCGCCCGUCGUACUGGAACGCCUUCCUCGAGGGUCUACGGGACAAGUACGGCAGCUGGGAGGGCUAUGUCACCAAGGGCCAGGGCUUCUUAGAGGUGGACCUAGAGAUGAUCAAGAAGAAUCUGAGGUCGUAGGCGGACGGUCGAUGUCGCCAGCGGCUUUCAGGAGAGGAGGGCUACAUUUAGGACGUGAAACCGAGAUAGACUAAGAGUUACUGACGUUGAAAUGAG
Molecule: messenger RNA, 477 nt
Organism: Ilyonectria robusta
Lineage: Eukaryota; Fungi; Ascomycota; Sordariomycetes; Hypocreales; Nectriaceae
Exons: 1
Coding region: 1-381 (126 amino acids)
Molecular function (GO): phosphoprotein phosphatase activity
Source: RefSeq, a predicted model, not a curated record